Budorcas taxicolor (takin) is the source of this 1368-nucleotide messenger RNA. It is a transcript of the gene FKTN, whose product is annotated as fukutin. Gene Ontology annotation, cellular component: Golgi membrane. Bases 1 to 1368 code for a protein of 455 amino acids. The record is from RefSeq and is a predicted model, not a curated record. Lineage: Eukaryota; Metazoa; Chordata; Mammalia; Artiodactyla; Bovidae. The transcript is spliced from 10 exons.
AUGAGUAGAAUCAGUAAGAACGUGAUUUUGGUGCUUUUAACUUUGACAAGUUCUGCAUUUCUGCUAUUUCAGUUGUACUACUACAAGCACUAUUUAUCAGCAAAGAAUGGAUCUGGUUUAUCAAAAUCCAAAGAAAGCCGAAUUGGAUUUGAUGGCACACAGUGGCGUGCAGUUAAAAAAUUUAUUAUGCUAACAUCCAGUCAAAAUGUACCCGUGUUCCUUAUUGAUCCUUUGAUUCUGGAAUUGAUUAAUAAAAACUUUGAACAAGUCAAGAAUACUUCUCAUGCCUCCUCCACUUCAGAAUGCAAGUUUUUCUGUGUCCCAAGAGACUUUACUACAUUUGCACUACAGUAUCAACUAUGGAAGAAUGAGGAAGGCUGGUUUCGGAUAGCUGAAAAUAUGGGAUUUCAGUGCCUAAAGGUCGAGAGCAAGGACCCCCGGCUGGAUUGGAUAGACUCACUUUCUGGGACUGAAAUCCCCCUGCACUACAUCUGCAAAUUGACCAGUCAUGCCAUCCACUUGGUGGUCUUUCAUGAGAGGAGUGGCAACUACCUCUGGCAUGGCCAUCUACGGCUGAAAGGACACAUCGACAGGAAGUUUGUUCCUUUUCGAAAGUUACAGUUUGGUCGUUACCCUGGAGCUUUUGACAGGCCAGAGUUACAACAAAUCACUGUUGAUGGCUUAGAUGUUCUCAUUCCAAAAGAUCCAAUGCACUUUCUAGAAGAAAUACCACACUCUAGAUUUAUUGAGUGUAGGUAUAAAGAAGCUCGAGCAUUCUUUCAGCACUACCUUGAUGAUAACACUGUGGAAGCUAUGACCUUUCAGAAGCGGGCAAAGGAAUUGUUGCAACUAGCAGCCAAAACAUUAAAGAAGUUGGGAGUACGGUUCUGGCUGAGCAGUGGGACUUGUCUAGGAUGGUAUCGGCAAUGCAGCAUUAUUCCAUAUAGUAAAGAUGUUGACCUAGGAAUUUUUAUACAGGAUUACAAAUCUGAUAUUAUUUCAGCAUUUCAAGAUGCAGGACUCCCACUCAAACACAAAUUUGGGAAGGUAGAAGACAGCUUGGAAUUGUCUUUCCAAGGAAAAGAUGAUGUAAAACUUGACAUUUUUUUCUUCUAUGAAGAGACUGACCAUAUGUGGAAUGGAGGCACUCAGGCCAAAACAGGAAAAAAGUUUAAGUACCUGUUUCCCAAGUUUACACUGUGCUGGACUGAGUUUGUAGACACAAAGUUUCGUGUGCCCUGUGAAACCGUCGAAUACAUCGAAGCCAACUAUGUUCCAUAUCUUUCACUUAUGGCCUAUGAACCAGUUUCCAUGGUAUGUAAACCUGCCUGUUCCCUCUCCUCUUCCAAUACUACAUCAGGACUCUGA